CAAGGUCACAAGAUGGCAGACGUAGAAAUGUCCUCUGCCCCAAAACCAAGGUCCAAUCUUCGAGUCGGCGCCAACAAAGGUCGACCCACUACCGUCAUUCCCAAAGCCGAGAAACCUUCCCAUAAGAAAGGUGUCAAAUCCCAAAACAACGUCUUCGUCAGAUCUAUCAUCCGUGAAGUCGCCGGGUUCGCCCCAUACGAGAGACGUGUUAUGGAAUUGCUUCGUAACUCCAAAGACAAAAAGGCGAAGAAGCUCAUGAAGAAGAGGCUCGGAACCCUCCUCCGUUCCAAGCGUAAGAUCGAAGAACUUUCUGGAGUAAUCCAGGAGCAACGUCGUCAAACCGGUCAUUAGAUCUGUAGUGUAUUCAUGCAUUGAGAUUUCC
Messenger RNA from Tremella mesenterica DSM 1558, 382 nucleotides. RefSeq lists its product as uncharacterized. Gene Ontology annotation, biological process: cytoplasmic translation. The record is from RefSeq and is a predicted model, not a curated record. NCBI's taxonomy places the organism in Eukaryota, Fungi, Basidiomycota, Tremellomycetes, Tremellales, Tremellaceae. Gene Ontology annotation, cellular component: ribosome; cytosolic large ribosomal subunit. Bases 13 to 351 code for a protein of 112 amino acids. The transcript is spliced from 4 exons. Gene Ontology annotation, molecular function: structural constituent of ribosome.